Symbiodinium sp. CCMP2592 is the source of this 2652-nucleotide messenger RNA. NCBI's taxonomy places the organism in Eukaryota, Dinophyceae, Suessiales, Symbiodiniaceae. The record is from the annotation of a GenBank genome assembly.
AUGGCGAUAGAGAUCCAUGAGCAUUUCGAUCAUCUCGAGGCUCGACUUUCAGCUCUUGAAGGUCUCGACGUGCGAGUCCAGGUCUUGGAGAAGAUGCUGCAAAUCUCUGAGACGAACGGAAAGUUGGUGGAUGUGAUCAACGCAGCGCACGCAUCGCAGGCGUUAGAGAUGGUGGAGGUGCGGUUCGUCUCCGAAUCUUCAGUAGACGAGCCGUGUGGAGCCAACGAGUUCAUGUCGGACCCACCUAGCGAGUCUUCGACAGAUUCUCAGAAGAGCAAGUCAACGUAUGAUCCAGAGCUCUCCAUCCCUCCCUCGGACAAGCACAUUCGGAAACGAAUCACCAUGCCCUUCGUGGACUACGUGGAUGAGAAGGUGCUGGAUGUCCAGACGCAGGAGUACUACCGCUUCGGGGAAUCCACUUGGGACCUCUUCCUGUUCAUCGGAACCGGUGCGCUGGGUCCGCUGGGCUCCCUCCAGACCUUCCUUCUCGCCGUGAUCAGCAUGACCAUGCAGAUUGUCUUCACCGGCAUCGCCUGGUACAACUUCCUUUCGCCCGAAGUGGACGAAGACACGAUCCGGGACGCUUUCCGCUGGCGUCGCUCCGCCGGCCACGCGCUAACCCAGUAUGAUCCGCUCUCCAAGUCGUCGCUCGCCGAGAGGGUCUGUGCGCUGGACAAGUCCCUGCCGACAUCCGGCAUCCAGAUGGCUUUGUACGAAAACAUCAUCCGCUACCUCAAGCCGAAGGCGGAAGGCGUGGAGUCCUUCUUCACUGGGGAGCGUCUCUGUCUCGUGGCCUUGCUCUGCUGGUACCUCAUGGUAGCCAAGGAGGUUGGCCAUGGCUUGGCAUUGCAUCGCGGCAUCAUGGCCACCCCUCUCGGGCAGACCCGCAUCAACAGCCGGGAGAACCCCUUCACUCUUGUCAUGCAUUACAGGUUGAUCUCGGUCUCCGGGUGGCGGAAGGUCGCAAGCGCCGUCCUCUUGGUGUAUCGGCUGCUGGCCGCGGCGGCCCUCAUCUACGUGGGGACCUUCUUUUUGGUCUACACCAUCGACGUCACGGAGCUGAUCCUGAAUGCUGUGGCUUUGGCCAUCAUCCUCGACAUCGACGAUCUGCUCUUCGAUGCUCUGGCCACAACUCCCGGGCGGCACCUGGUGAACCAGAUGGAUCCCUUGCCCAUGAAGUCCUGGCCCCGGGUCCGCGGUGCGGACGUGAAGUCCAUGUCGAUGUUGGUGCUGAUCCCUGUGGCCAUGAUGAUCGUCUACUUGAACAUGCUGGCCCCAAUGGUGGCGACCCUCGACAGUGCGAAGGACGCCAUGUGCGGAGGGAACUUGCAGUUCGUGUGGAACACGGACCAGCGCAACGUGGUCCUCUUCAGCCCGACGCAGGGGGAUGGCUGGAAAGAUGGGGGCUACGAGCUGCAGUCCAAGGCCAUCGAUGAAGCCGAAAUGCUGAGCCUCAGUGAUGCGAGCUCCGGAACUGCCUGGGGCAUUUGGCUUGGCAGUGUGGAUGCGCUAUCGGAGACCUCGAUCUUACCCUUGGAGCAGUCCGUGGAUGUCUUUAACCCAAGGUGUGCUGACUUGGGUGACACAGAGCCUUUGAGGAACUACCUGCGUGAAUUUUUAGGCAACGAGAGCUUGAUGGGCUGCGACGAUGCUCGGCCCUACUGCGGGUUGAUGGAUGGGAGGAACGGCAAGGGCUUCGCUGCGCGGAUGCUCUGCUCCGACACCUGCGGCUGUAACGAUCCAGCCGGAGAGGUGAUGCAGAUUGCAGGCUGCCCCUAUGGUCUUGGCCGGUCCUGUUGGUCUUCCAGCAGUUUCCUACAGAGCCUGGAAAGCUACGCCUGCGAGGAGAAGUCGGCGGCAGAGCUGCGCAGUGACGCGAGAUGGUCCAGGUGGGUGGAGUCCAUCCGGGCGAUCGGGGAAGCGACGGACACCGCGACCGAGGGAAAGGAGGAAGCCCUCCUCACAGCUCAGGCGAUGUGGGAUCAUGGCUGUGCUUUCGGUGAGAACCUCACGCAGAUGAAUGUGACAUGGGGAUCCUGCUUUUCUUGGAGAUUUGACUGGGGCCUAAAGACCGUGGAGGCCUUCUGCCCAAGCACCUGCGGCUGUGACUCUGGCAAUUUGGACUCUGGCUGCCCAAGGCCUGCGGGCAGGAAUUGUGGGACCGUCGCUGAAUGCGUUUUCACGAGCGGCAGGUAUUACUGCCCCGACGCGUACCCCAAUUUCGACGGGAUAGCUGAUGUCCACCUCGACGAUGUGGAUGCCUUUGUGCAGUCUCGGACUCAAAUCAUGCAGGCCCUCCAGAAGACCCUGGCGAGUCUCACAGGGAAUGGCGUGUUGCCGGAGCAUGUGCUGAUCACCCAACGUGCACCUCCAAGCGGCCAAAUACGUUUGGCCCGGCGGCUGGCGAAAAAGGAGUACGAGUAUACAAUCUUCCUGCUAUCAGAGGAUACAAACGAAACUUCCGCCAGGGAUGCCCUUGGAUGGAUGACGACUAGGACCCAGCGGGUGAACACCGUCUUCAGCCGGAACCUUCUGGCAUUGGGGAUCCCGGCGGAGGGUGCGGACUUGGAGAUUGAAAUCUCUGCGAAGGGAAGCGCGCCCAGUACGCCAUCACCGAGCCCACCGGGUGACACCACCAGCCCUAAACCCUAA